AUGUCAGAUUCAGGCUUUUCUUCCUCAUCCCAAGCAAAUUUAAUAGGAAGUACAAUGAUAGAGUUGAGUGAUGUGGCCAGUUCUAGUGAAGGUAUUCAAAAAUCAUCUGUAGAACAUCAACUCAAAUUUGCUUCACCUAGGUACUCCACUGGAGAAGGAACAACUCAAAUUAAAUUGAAUAUUGCUAUGAGUAAAUAUGACAAUUCAUCAUCAGAUGAUCACUCAGAUAAUGGAAAAUCUUUCCCUUCAGCAAACAAGCCUCAUGACAAGAGUGGUUCCAUUGCCUCCUCAAAAACUCCUCGAUCAUCCACAACUAAGAGUACAACCUCAUCUGAAGGAGCUAUCAAGUUGAGAACAUGCUGUGGUACUUUGGAGUUAUCAUGGUUGAAAAUAUUGAACUUGUCCUCGUUGAGUUUCAAUUUAUUGGCUUUUUUAAUUUUGGGAGCUAUCAUUAUUGUAUCAUUUGUAAUGACUAGCAAUUAUAGUCAGAAACUAAGUGGUAUUGAUGAUGAUACAGCAUACUAUAGACACUUGAUGAUACAUGAUGCAAGAGGAGCAGCAUUUUGCAAUGGCAAUGAGGAGAUUGCUGAAAGAUUCAUCGAAGAUUACUCAGGACACUAUAAGGGGUUCAUGGCCAACAUUAAUAUAAUCUUGGCAUCUGUUCCAAAGAAUCUCCAAUACCAAGUAGCUCACAAUAUUAGCAUUGAUGAUUUAAGAACUGCAAAGGCAAUGGGAGUUGAAAGUUUAGUUAUCAAGUAUGCCAAAGAAGGAAACUACUCCAUAGCUAUGGACCUUUUGGAAAGUGAGGCAUACAAGUACUAUGUCGAAGGUUUUGAUAUUGAAUUUGAACCACUCGUUGAUUAUAUCCAACAAUUGACAAAAGAUAGCUUGGACUUUUCUGUAAUCAUUACCACGAUUUGUUUGAUUGUUAUUUGUGUUUCAAUUUUGAUUGUUGUUCCUGUCAUGAUAGCUUCAAUUGUUCUCUCUGUAAAGAAGGAUGCCACCAAUUCCAAGAAGUUGAAGCAAAUUAAAGCCUUCCUUUUGAUGGAUACCUUUAGAGAUGACAAAUUGAGAAAUCUAUUCAAGAACCAUUGCAAGCAAGAGAUGAGUUUGGAUAACUUUCUCCUAUUGGACAAGAUUACUGAUUACAAGUGUCUCUGUGAAAAAUCAUUUGACAUUCAAGUCUACCUCUAUGACAGCGACUUGAGUCUUUCUGAUGGUGUUUCUGAAGCAAGUUCUGCCACUGAAACCAAAAAGAAGAAGAAGAAAAAGGGCUAUACUGAAAAGGAUCUUGCUGAAAUUGAAAAGAAAAAGUAUGAAAUUGCCUUUGAAAUCUUUACCGAUUUCUUGGAUGUUCAUGGUGAAAAAUCGGUCAAUAUCAACAAACAAGUUGGAGAUAAGGUCAAGCAACAGUUAGACUUCUUUGCAACUGGCCAAAAUGAGCAUUUGGGAGAUCAAUUGUUCGAUGGAGUUGAAUCAGAAAUUUGCAUCCUCAUGCUCGAUACUCAUCACCGUUUCAAACAAACUGUAGAAUUCCAAAAACAAACCCAAAAGGAAGCGCUUAGGGGCAAGUUGAGAAAGAAGGAAGAUAAGUCAGAAAGAAAAUUAAGUAGUCUUGCAGUCAAGCAACAAUAA
This is a messenger RNA of Naegleria gruberi, 1635 nucleotides long. RefSeq lists its product as uncharacterized. The transcript has a single exon. Bases 1 to 1635 code for a protein of 544 amino acids. Lineage: Eukaryota; Heterolobosea; Eutetramitea; Acrasida; Naegleriidae. The record is from RefSeq and is a predicted model, not a curated record.